GUACAUGUAGAAUGCACGUGAAGCCACCCCACGUGACUUGGUGGAGUCGGUGAGGGGCGUGGACCCACAUCGCCUUCGGGAUUGCUGCGAAUUCUAGGAAAAGUUUCGUAGCGAGUCUGGCCUACGCAUCCCAACGACCACAUUCUUCAAAUCCAACACCCCCAAGAUGCCUCAGAACGAGUACAUUGAGCGCUGGCAAAAGCUGCAUGGCAAGAGGCUUGACCAUGAUGAACGUCUCAGGAAGCGCGAGGCCCGUGAGGGGCACAAACGAUCGGAGCAGUCGCAGAAUCUCAGAGGCCUGCGGGCCAAGUUGAUGCACGAGAAGCGACGUGUCGAGAAGAUCCAGAUGAAGAAGCGCAUCAAGGCCCACGAAGAGCGCAACGUCAAGGCAGCCGACAACAGCGAUCCGUCCACACCCUUGCCACCUUACCUCCUCGACCGUAACGACCCCCAGAAUGCGAAGGCGCUGGCUUCGUCCAUCAAGGACAAGCGAAAUGAGAAGGCCGCCCGCUUCUCGGUGCCGCUGCCGAAAGUGCGUGGUAUUUCCGAGGAGGAGAUGUUCAGCGUCGUCAAGACGGGCAAGAAGACACACAAGAAGGCAUGGAAGAGGGUCAUCACCAAACCCACCUUUGUCGGCAACGAUUUCACACGAUCAAACCCCAAGGUCGAGCGCUUCAUUCGACCCAUGGGACUGCGUCAGAAGACCGCACACGUCAGCCAUCCGACACUCGGCGUCACCCUGAAAUUGCCUAUCUUGGGAGUGAAGAAGAACCCCCAGGACCCCAUGUACACCAGACUCGGCGUUCUCACAAAGGGAACCGUUAUCGAGGUGAAUGUGAGCGAACUGGGCAUGACCACAGCCGGUGGUAAAGUCGUAUGGGGUAGAUAUGCACAGAUCACAAACAACCCAGAGAACGAUGGCACGGUGAACGCGCUACUUCUGGCUUAAACUGGGGCUGACGCUUUGUUUUCGAAUGGCAGAUGGAAUUGGCAAUAAAGAACAGCAUUCUCGCGCGGUGCUUCAGUUUCGAGCACACCUGUGUUGUUGAUUCAUCAUGGAGUUUAGGGGACGGUCAGGUUACGACCAAAACGUCGAAUGACUUGUGUGUUUUCAUGGCAUGGUGAAAAGCGAACCUUAGAUAGUUGGCACAGGCUUCUUAACGAUCCAAGAGCCUACUCAAUGUACAACGGCAUGUCAACCUCCGCAGUCCCGUGACCAACCAGCAUGAUCACCCCUGGCAAGGGUCCUAUCUACCCAGUCUUGCGCUAAGGAUUCCGCGGCAUAGUGAUCAGGGUCGGCUCAGUCGAUAGGUGUUCCCCGCCCAUUUGCCGGAUUCGCG
Messenger RNA from Emericellopsis atlantica, 1340 nucleotides. Its product is annotated as ribosomal protein S8e/ribosomal biogenesis NSA2. Lineage: Eukaryota; Fungi; Ascomycota; Sordariomycetes; Hypocreales; Bionectriaceae. Gene Ontology annotation, biological process: maturation of LSU-rRNA; maturation of 5.8S rRNA. The coding region runs from base 167 to 949 and encodes 260 amino acids. The record is from RefSeq and is a predicted model, not a curated record. Gene Ontology annotation, cellular component: preribosome, large subunit precursor; nucleolus. The transcript has 4 exons.